Molecule: messenger RNA, 3774 nt
Organism: Cynocephalus volans (Philippine flying lemur)
Lineage: Eukaryota; Metazoa; Chordata; Mammalia; Dermoptera; Cynocephalidae
Gene: PPFIA2
Product: PTPRF interacting protein alpha 2
Exons: 30
Coding region: 1-3774 (1257 amino acids)
Biological process (GO): synapse organization
Cellular component (GO): presynaptic active zone
Molecular function (GO): protein binding
Source: RefSeq, a predicted model, not a curated record
AUGAUGUGUGAAGUGAUGCCCACGAUUAAUGAGGACACCCCAAUGAGCCAAAGGGGGUCCCAAAGCAGUGGCUCGGACUCAGAUUCCCAUUUUGAGCAACUGAUGGUGAAUAUGCUAGAUGAAAGGGAUCGUCUUCUAGACACCCUUCGGGAGACACAAGAAAGCCUUUCACUUGCCCAGCAAAGACUUCAGGAUGUCAUCUAUGACAGAGAUUCGCUCCAGAGACAGCUUAAUUCAGCCCUGCCACAGGAUAUCGAAUCCCUAACAGGAGGGCUGACUGGUUCUAAGGGGGCUGAUCCACCGGAAUUUGCUGCACUGACAAAGGAAUUAAAUGCCUGCAGAGAACAACUUCUAGAAAAGGAAGAAGAAAUCUCUGAACUUAAAGCUGAAAGAAACAACACAAGACUGUUACUGGAGCAUUUGGAGUGCCUUGUGUCACGACAUGAAAGAUCACUAAGAAUGACGGUGGUAAAACGGCAAGCCCAGUCCCCCUCAGGAGUAUCCAGUGAAGUUGAAGUUCUCAAGGCACUGAAAUCUUUAUUUGAACACCACAAGGCCUUGGAUGAAAAGGUAAGGGAGCGACUGAGGGUUUCUUUAGAAAGAGUCUCUGCACUGGAAGAAGAACUAGCUGCUGCUAAUCAGGAGAUUGUUGCCUUGCGUGAACAAAAUGUUCAUAUACAAAGAAAAAUUGCAUCAAGUGAGGGAUCCACAGAGUCAGAACAUCUUGAAGGGAUGGAACCUGGCCAGAAAGUCCAUGAAAAGCGUUUGUCCAAUGGUUCUAUAGACUCAACUGACGAAACUAGUCAAAUAGUCGAAUUACAAGAAUUGCUUGAAAAACAAAACUAUGAAAUGGCCCAAAUGAAAGAACGUUUAGCAGCCCUUUCUUCUAGAGUGGGAGAGGUAGAACAGGAAGCAGAAACAGCAAGAAAGGAUCUCAUUAAAACAGAAGAAAUGAACACUAAAUAUCAAAGGGACAUUAGGGAGGCCAUGGCACAGAAGGAAGAUAUGGAAGAAAGAAUCACGACCCUUGAGAAGCGUUACCUCAGUGCUCAGAGAGAAUCUACCUCCAUACAUGACAUGAAUGAUAAGCUAGAAAAUGAGUUGGCAAAUAAAGAGGCCAUCCUACGGCAGAUGGAAGAGAAAAACAGACAGUUACAAGAGCGUCUUGAGCUGGCUGAGCAAAAGUUGCAGCAGACUAUGAGAAAGGCUGAAACAUUACCUGAAGUAGAGGCUGAACUGGCUCAGAGAAUUGCAGCCCUAACAAAGGCUGAAGAGAGGCAUGGAAAUAUUGAAGAACGUAUGAGACAUCUGGAAGGUCAACUUGAAGAGAAGAAUCAGGAACUCCAAAGAGCUAGGCAAAGAGAGAAAAUGAAUGAGGAACAUAACAAAAGAUUAUCUGACACUGUAGACAGACUUCUGACUGAAUCCAAUGAACGUCUACAGCUACACUUAAAGGAAAGAAUGGCUGCUCUAGAAGAGAAGAAUGUUUUAAUUCAAGAAUCAGAAACUUUCAGAAAGAAUCUUGAAGAAUCUUUACAUGAUAAGGAAAGAUUAGCGGAAGAAAUUGAAAAGCUGAGAUCUGAACUUGACCAAUUGAAAAUGAGAACUGGCUCUUUAAUUGAACCCACAAUAUCAAGAACUCAUCUAGACACCUCAGCUGAGUUGAGAUAUUCAGUUGGGUCCCUCGUGGACAGCCAGUCCGAUUACAGAACAACUAAAGUAAUAAGAAGACCAAGGAGAGGCCGCAUGGGUGUGCGAAGAGAUGAGCCAAAGGUGAAGUCUCUUGGGGACCAUGAGUGGAGUAGAACUCAACAGAUUGGAGUACUAAGCAGCCACCCUUUUGAAAGUGACACUGAAAUGUCCGAUAUUGAUGAUGAUGACAGAGAAACCAUUUUUAGCUCAAUGGACCUUCUCUCUCCAAGUGGUCAUUCUGAUGCCCAGACUCUAGCCAUGAUGCUUCAGGAGCAACUGGAUGCCAUCAACAAAGAAAUCAGGCUAAUUCAGGAAGAAAAAGAAUCUACAGAGUUGCGUGCUGAAGAAAUUGAGAAUAGAGUGGCUAGUGUGAGCCUGGAAGGUCUGAAUCUGGCAAGGGUCCACCCGGGAACCUCCAUCACUGCCUCUGUCACAGCUUCGUCGCUGGCCAGUUCAUCUCCCCCCAGUGGCCACUCCACACCAAAACUCACUCCGCGAAGCCCUGCAAGGGAGAUGGAUCGCAUGGGAGUCAUGACCCUGCCAAGUGAUCUAAGGAAACAUCGGAGAAAGAUUGCAGUAGUGGAAGAAGAUGGUCGGGAGGAUAAAGCAACAAUUAAAUGUGAGACUUCUCCUCCUCCUACCCCUAGAGCCAUCAGAAUGACUCACACCCUCCCUUCUUCCUACCACAACGAAGCCCGAAGUAGUUUAUCUGCCUCUCUUGAGCCAGAAAGCCUUGGGCUUGGCAGUACCAAUAGCAGCCAAGACUCUCUUCACAAAGCCCCCAAGAAGAAAGGAAUCAAGUCUUCCAUAGGACGUUUGUUUGGUAAAAAAGAAAAAGCUCGACUUGGGCAACUUCGAGGCUUUAUGGAGACAGAAGCGGCAGCUCAGGAGUCCCUGGGGUUGGGCAAACUUGGAACUCAAGCUGAAAAGGAUAGAAGACUGAAGAAAAAGCAUGAACUUCUUGAAGAAGCUCGGAGAAAGGGAUUACCUUUCGCCCAGUGGGAUGGGCCUACUGUGGUCGCAUGGUUAGAGCUCUGGUUGGGAAUGCCUGCUUGGUAUGUGGCAGCCUGCCGAGCCAAUGUGAAGAGCGGUGCCAUCAUGUCCGCUUUAUCUGACACUGAGAUCCAGAGAGAAAUUGGAAUUAGCAAUCCACUGCAUCGCUUAAAGCUCCGAUUAGCAAUCCAGGAGAUGGUUUCCCUAACAAGUCCUUCGGCACCUCCGACAUCCCGAACUCCUUCAGGCAACGUUUGGGUGACCCAUGAAGAAAUGGAAACUCUUGCAGCUCCAGCAAAAACGAAAGAAUCUGAGGAAGGAAGCUGGGCCCAGUGUCCGGUUUUUCUACAGACCCUGGCUUAUGGAGAUAUGAACCAUGAGUGGAUUGGAAACGAAUGGCUUCCCAGCCUGGGGUUACCUCAGUACAGAAGUUACUUUAUGGAAUGCUUGGUAGAUGCAAGAAUGUUAGAUCACCUAACAAAAAAAGAUCUCCGUGUUCAUUUAAAAAUGGUGGAUAGUUUUCAUCGAACAAGUUUACAGUAUGGAAUUAUGUGCUUAAAAAGGUUAAAUUAUGACAGAAAAGAGCUAGAAAGAAGACGGGAAGCAAGCCAACAUGAAAUAAAAGAUGUGUUGGUGUGGAGCAAUGAUCGAGUUAUUCGCUGGAUACAAGCAAUUGGACUUCGAGAGUAUGCAAAUAAUAUUCUUGAGAGUGGUGUGCACGGCUCACUUAUAGCCCUGGAUGAGAACUUUGACUACAGCAGCUUAGCAUUAUUAUUACAGAUUCCAACACAGAACACCCAGGCAAGGCAGAUUCUUGAAAGGGAAUACAAUAACCUCUUGGCUCUGGGAACUGAACGGCGACUGGAUGAAGGCGACGACAAGAGUUUCAGACGUGGAUCGACCUGGAGAAGGCAGUUUCCUCCUCGUGAAGUGCAUGGAAUCAGCAUGAUGCCCGGGUCCUCAGAAACAUUACCAGCUGGAUUUAGGUUAACCACAACAUCUGGGCAGUCAAGGAAAAUGACAACGGAUGUUGCUUCAUCAAGACUGCAGAGGUUAGACAACUCCACUGUUCGCACAUACUCAUGUUGA